GCCAUGUCUGAGAGGAGAACGCGGUCCGGAGGGGCCGCUCAGCGCUCCGGGCCUAGGGUCUCAUCUCCUACUAAGUCUCUACGAAAGUCCCAGCGGAAAUCAGGCUCAGAUCUCCCAAGCAUCCUUCCUGAAAUCUGCCCUAAGACACCCCGUGCAGCUCCAGUCAGAAAGCCCAUCGUCUUGAAGAAGAUUGUGGCCCAUGCUGUAGAGAUCCCAGCUGUUCACUCGCCACGCCGGAGCUCUCGGAUUGCUUUUUCUUUGGAAAAAGAAAAUAACCCUCCCAGCAGUGAGCCUACUAAGGAAGACUUCUUCAAGAUAUGUAGUGUCCCUGUCACCCCAACCACCACUCCUGUGUUCACCCAGAACACUGAGCCAAACUCCAGUGAAGGAGAUCUUGAUGCCAGAGACUUGGAAAUGUCUAAGAAGGUCCGGCGGUCCUACAGCCGCCUUGAGAGCCUUGGUUCAGCCUCUACCUCCACCCCCGGCCAUCGGUCCUGCUUUGGCUUUGAGAGGCUGCCAGAGGCAGAAGACUUGUCUGGAGUCUCACCUGUGAAGUGUUCAAAGUUAAUCGAGGUUCCCAGGGUCCCAGUGAAGCCCUGGGCCCCAGACACAACUCUCCCUGGAAUCUCCCCGCCAGUUGUGAAAGCAAAACGAAAGAAGAAGGUGCCGGAGAUCCUGAAAUCGGAGCUGGAUGAGUGGGCCACGGCCAUGAAUGCUGAGUUUGAAGCUGCUGAGCAAUUUGAUCUCCUGAUUGAAUGAGAUGAAGUGGGGGUGCACCUGGCCAGACUCUCCUUUCCCUGUACACAGUCCCCUCUCUGUGGAAAAGACACUUGGGGUCCCCUCCCCUGGCCUUGUUACCUGUCUGUGUGCUGUUGCUGCACUUGAGACCUGCUCGCCUCUGAGGGCUUAUGCAGUGGUGGCAGCAGUCUCAGUUUCAGGAAGUGGGCCCUGCCUAGCCUGGCCACACUCACUGGUGUCCUGUCCAUGCUUCUCCUUCCUACCUCCCCUAAGCAUCCCAGACAGUUUCUAGUCAGACUUCAGGUGGGGGAGUAAAGUCACUGGCCCAACCAGAAGAGGUUAAAAGGGCUGGGGGUGAACCUCUGUUCUUGAGAAACAUGGCUACCCUGAACCAGCCCCAUCAGGAGCAGGCCCUGUGAGUUACAGCUGGCUCAGGCUGUCCCUCCAGAGUUGUCUUCUGUUGGUGCCUUAGUUCUCAGCCAUCAACUCAUCUAGAUAGAGAAACUUUGGUUCUGGGGAUUUCUUCUUUAACUUUUAUAGAUAGUCCAGGAGAAUUCAUGGGCUGGGGGAAGUUCCAUGUUUGAGAAGGAAGCUGGAUGUUCAUUCUACCUUUUGAAGGAGAGAAGGAAGUCUUAGUCAGGUCUCAGACCCUAAGUGUCUACUGUAUAGAAGCUGUUUCAUAGUUUCGUGUUCUGCUGUUAAGACAUUAGCAUAAAUGCCAUGUUGAAGGAGCGCUGACUGCUUGGGGCUAAGGGUGGGAGUCUAGUGAUGUAACCAUGACGCCAUCUGCUGACCCCUUGUUGCAUUUUUUGAUGCUUACAAGUUUAUGGAAGUAGCUGAAAAGGGUGAAUAAGGAGGAGCUGGUGAAAAUGAGAAGAUGCUAGGGAAGAUGCCUGUUUGAUUAGAGUACUUGAAGUAGUGCAGGCCUGCCAGGUACUAAUGAGCCCCUUUGCUAGUCCUGGGAGUUCCAUGCUAUUUAUUCAGUGCUCUAAGCUUUGUCAGUACCUGUAGGUAAGCCCUCCUUGACAUGGUGACUAGAUGUCCUUAGGCUAGACCACACCAAAAGAUCCAUUGUGCUCACUAGCUAGCAAGACAGAACUCUUGAGAAAUGUCUUGGUCUUGCAGAGUCAUGAGUAGACAAACAAUGCUGAAUUAUCACUGCAUACUUACCUGUCCCUGAGUAACGAAGAACAUGGUGUUUAAGGAAAAUUGGGGAUUUUGUUUUAAAAUUUUAAAAAUCUGAUUAAAAGUUUCUACAGUUCAUAUACUGUAUCUUAUUGAGUCAAAGGCAGCACUGAGGGUGUGAGGCCCAAGAUGUGAAACCUUUGGGUGAGCUUGUCUUUGUGUAGAGACUGCUAGCCUGGCCUCCUCCAAGUAGUCCUGUGGUAGGUCACUGCCCCUACGUUUGCAUCUGUUUUUUGUUUGUGUGUACAGCACUGGGUUCUGUAGGACUUCCUGGAGAGCUUGUCACGGAUGCCAGACAUGGCGGUAUAUGCCUGAAAUCCCAGCUCCUGGGAGGCUGGGGCAGGAGGAUCACAAGUUUGAGCCUAACCCCAGUGACACGGUGAGACCCUGUCUCUAAAAAUAUAUGUAUAUGGGGGCCAGCAGGUGGCG
Messenger RNA from Tupaia belangeri chinensis (Chinese tree shrew), 2352 nucleotides. It is a transcript of the gene CDCA5, whose product is annotated as cell division cycle associated 5. Gene Ontology annotation, biological process: mitotic sister chromatid cohesion; positive regulation of exit from mitosis; double-strand break repair. NCBI's taxonomy places the organism in Eukaryota, Metazoa, Chordata, Mammalia, Scandentia, Tupaiidae. Gene Ontology annotation, cellular component: nucleus. The transcript is spliced from 6 exons. The coding region runs from base 4 to 759 and encodes 251 amino acids. The record is from RefSeq and is a predicted model, not a curated record.